AUGUUCUCAACCCCUCAACCUUACAAUAAAAAGUGCUAUUGCGCUGGAUGUAGUCAGAACGAACUAGUCUAUAAUUUUGUAGCUAGAAGAACUGCUCAGCGCCAUAACAAAAGAGGAAGAUUAGAUGCUAUAAGAUGUGAAAGUGAAUCUUCUGCCCAAAGAAAUUCGAUGGAGGUUGAUGUUGAACCUAUUUCAACCCAUCAAUCCAGAACCACGGAAGAAGAGUGUGGUCAGACCAACUUACUUGCUUGGGAAGGAACCCCAGUGUCUGACGAUGAGAAUGUUUCAGUUACGAAUAAGGGGAUUUACAACAACAAAAACAAUGGCGAUGAAAACAAAGAAGACGAUAAUGAAGAUGUUGUUAAGGUGGAGGUCGAGGAAUUUGUUAAUGAAGGUUGGUAUUGUGCUAUGGAAGAAAGAAAAAUUUGA
Molecule: messenger RNA, 429 nt
Organism: Phycomyces blakesleeanus NRRL 1555(-)
Lineage: Eukaryota; Fungi; Mucoromycota; Mucoromycetes; Mucorales; Phycomycetaceae
Exons: 3
Coding region: 1-429 (142 amino acids)
Source: RefSeq, a predicted model, not a curated record